AUGCAGUGUUAUCCAAAGUUGUCGCCCAAGCGCGAGCCAAUGGAUCCUUACGAGAUGGAGAUGAUGGGUGGCGGGAGACGGCUGGAACUCCCGGCGCCACCUGGCAAGGAAUUUCGAGCGCCGUGUCUGAUGCCGCCAGCGCCACCGCCGCCUGUUCAGUCGGUCAUCCAGUGCAUGCGACCUCCUCCGCCACCGCCGCCACCACCGCGUAUCCACAAGCCUUCGCUCUUCGAAGAGCCGUCCAGCUCCAUUCCUGAUUUAGUUUUCAAAUUAACCGAAUGGAAAGAUAACCCAAUAGACAAAUAUUGGGAACCAUAUAGUGCGGAAUCAAUGCAACUCAACAAAUGA
Molecule: messenger RNA, 348 nt
Organism: Pieris macdunnoughi
Lineage: Eukaryota; Metazoa; Arthropoda; Insecta; Lepidoptera; Pieridae
Source: the annotation of a GenBank genome assembly